Nelumbo nucifera (sacred lotus) is the source of this 1375-nucleotide messenger RNA. Its product is annotated as telomere repeat-binding factor 1-like. Gene Ontology annotation, cellular component: nucleosome. Gene Ontology annotation, molecular function: double-stranded telomeric DNA binding. Gene Ontology annotation, biological process: nucleosome assembly. The record is from RefSeq and is a predicted model, not a curated record. Lineage: Eukaryota; Viridiplantae; Streptophyta; Magnoliopsida; Proteales; Nelumbonaceae.
CCGCUGAAACAAUGGGUGGAAGGAGAGAAAUGGGAAGAGAGAGAAUUCCCAAUCUAAGUUGUCGUUAUUAUUACAUCGUGGAACCUUUUACUGGACGUCCCUCUCUCAGAAAGAUUUAUUCAAGAUAAAAAGGAAUAUAGCAGAGGAGCUCCGCAUCCUCUUGAGUCAGGUUUAGCUCCUUAAAUUCUUCUUGGAAGACUUUGGGGCUCCUCUUGAUGGGUGCUCCAAAGCAGAAGUGGACCUCAGAAGAAGAAGCUGCUCUUAAGGCUGGGAUUAAGAAACAUGGAGCAGGCAAAUGGCGCACAAUACUGAAAGACCCAGAAUUCAGUGGCGUAUUGGCUUUGCGUUCAAAUGUGGAUCUGAAGGACAAGUGGAGGAAUAUGUGUGUCAUGGCAAAUGGGUGGGGAUCCAGGGAGAAGGCUAGAUUAGCACUCAAAAGGAGCCAACAGAUCCCAAAACACGAUCGUAACCCAAUGGCACUCAGUACAGUAGUUCAGAGUGAUGAAGAAAUUGUUGAUGCUAAACCUCUUGCAAUCUCUGGUAGUGACACAUUGCAGAUUGCUGGCCUGAAAAAAUCUGCAUCAUCAAGGUUGGACAAUCUUAUAUUGGAAGCUAUAACCAAUUUGAAGGAGCCUAGUGGUUCUAACAAGACUUCUAUUGCUUUAUAUAUUGAGGACCAGUGCUGGGCACCUCCAAACUUCAAAAGGCUAUUGUCAGCGAAAUUGAAGUUUUUGACAGCAAGUGGGAAAUUGAUUAAGGUAAAGCGUAAGUACAGGAUUGCUCCAAGGUCAGCUUUCUCAGACAGAAGAAGAAGCUCCGGGGUGCUACUCCUGGAGGGAAGGCAGAGGGAUUCUUCAAGAGAUGAAAAGGAUGAUAUCAAAUUAUUUUCCAAAUCCCAAAUUGAUGCAGAUCUAUCUAAGAUGAGAAGUAUGACAGCAGAGGAGGCUGCUAUAGCUGCAGCUCGAGCUGUUGCAGAAGCAGAGGCAGCCAUUGCAGAAGCUGAGGAGGCAGCAAGGGAGGCAGAGGCAGCAGAAGCCGAUGCAGAAGCAGCCCAAGCUUUUGCUGAAGCAGCAAUGAUGACAUUGAAAGGCAGAAAUGCUUCAAAGAUGACGAUCUCUGCAUACUGAAACCUCACAAAUCGGCUAUCAGGAAUUCAUGAAAAUCCAUCCAAGCUUGGAGAACAUCUUGACUUGGACCGACAUCAACAUUUCUCUAUGUUUCUGUAAACAUGUAUGUAAAUAUGUAAGGCUUGAUUUUGUAAUGGUAGCAUGCAGUUUGCUUGUAUAAUGGUUAGUAAGUAUUCAGAAUUUGUCUAUGGUGAUGAAACAAAAAUAUCUAAAUCAUUUUCUUUGACAAACAGUCCAUGUUUCUAACA